Molecule: messenger RNA, 1945 nt
Organism: Orbicella faveolata
Lineage: Eukaryota; Metazoa; Cnidaria; Anthozoa; Scleractinia; Merulinidae
Product: cotranscriptional regulator ARB2A-like
Biological process (GO): regulatory ncRNA-mediated heterochromatin formation
Cellular component (GO): nucleus
Molecular function (GO): siRNA binding
Source: RefSeq, a predicted model, not a curated record
ACUUCCUGCCAUACCCCGCCAGAGGCUUGGUUACCAAGGAAGAAGUUGGAAGGAAGUCGAAGGAAAACAGAAACUGAAAGUGGUUUACAGAUGCAUACUCUAAACAGCUGAAGCCAACCUUUCAUUCUUCGUAUGAGAAGGGAACUCCUGCUUUUGAUCAUUACAAUUCAGAUUUCCCCAAUAAGAACCGUGAAAGACACCUGUGAUGCAAGAAGUGGUAACAGUUGUACUCAAAUGUCGGACUCGCUAGAGGAAGAGAAGGACAACAUGGGACAAUAUUUGGGUACGAAAGAGAAGAAAAGUGUCUUCCCAACAACUUUGGAGGAGUUUGGAUAUCAGUUCAAUAAAGAUGGUCAGUUGAGAAACAUUGAAACUAAUGAACCAUUUAAAUUUGAAGUGAAAGAAGGUGAUAGAGCUUACAACCAAAAACACUAUGAAGCACUGGGAGAGGUACAUACAAUGCAUUAUACAAAGAGUUUUCUUCCACUUACAACUUUGUUGCAGGUUGAUGCAAAAGAAGAUGAAGUUACUAGUUUUAUUUUUAUGAGUGAUGAUGCAAUGAUGAAAGACAAGCUGAUGAUCCUCAUUCAUGGCAGUGGUGUGGUUAGAGCAGGGCAGUGGGCAAGAAGAUUAAUAAUAAACAAUGAUUUGAAUAGAGGAACAAUGUUGCCCUACAUCAAGCGAGCUAGUCAGGAAGGUUUUGGAGUAGUUAUCACAAAUGGCAAUGAAAACCAUAUAAAGAACAACAAACGGAGAAUACCUAUUAGGGGUAGUGAGUCCCCAGAGAAGCACUUUGUCUAUGUGUGGGAUAACUUCAUUUCCAAAGCUGCAGCUCAAUCAGUAGUUGUCGUCGCUCACAGUUAUGGAGGAAUUGUUAUUGUGGAAGGGCUACAAAAUUGUAAAGGAAUCGAGCAAAGGAUAAAAGCUGUUGCAUUUACAGACUCUGUGCACAGUCUUGCACACCAGAGAGCUGACAAGAAACUUGUGCAUUGGAUGAAAAGGAAUUCACGUAACUGGGUUUCAUCAGGUCUUCCUCUGGAUGCUCCUGUUUCGUCCUUGUUCAAAGGAGCUGAUUGUGAAAUGGUGUCAGCUGGCACAAACCAACAUGAGCUCACUUCACAUGUUGCUUUUGAUUCAAUCUUCAAGUUCUUUGAAGAGAGGCUUAGCCAGAAAGACUCUUCUGAAAAUCAGAAGGACAAUUCUGACAGGGAGAUGGACACUUCUGAAAAUCAAGCUGGUGCAUCACAAAAUGAGGAGGAUGUCUCUGAAAACCAGGCAGAUGUCUCUGAAAACCAGGCAGAUGUCUCUGAAAACCAGGCAGAUGCCUCUGAAAACCAGGCAGAUGCCUCUGAAAACCAGGCAGAUGCCUCUGAAAACCAGGCAGAUGCCUCCCAUAAUAAGAAAGAUUCCUCCCAGAGUCAGAAGGAUGCUCCUGAAAAUCAAGCAGAGGACUCUCAAAUGGAAACAGAUUCUUAGAAGAGAAAGUGGAAAAAAUAGCUUAUUGUAGAACAGAAAAUAGCAGAGUGUGCAAGAUCACUGGGUGGAUCUACUUGUUCUGACUCCUAAUUACUGCUUCCACAUUGUUGAAAAUUUAUUGACACCAAAAACAAACAUAGUGAGAUCACUUUUUCAGGCUGCUCUCUUAACAGGGGCGUCCUUUGCACGAAAAAAUGUUGGCUUAUGGUGCACAUGGGCUUUAAUGUGCAUGUGUAUUGUAGCAAAAACUAUUUGUGUUAUUGAUGAUGCAGCAAGAAAACAACAAAUGUAAAUGGGAUCAUAACUGAAAAGUGUUCUGAUCAAUGAUAACAAUAAUAUUUUGUAGUACUGGAGAACAGUGGAACUGUGGCUUAUGUCCACCCCUGUUGACUCAAUCACCUCCUUAUUGCUGUCUCUGAACAAAUUUAUGCACAGACAAUAAAUUUCUUAAUAUCUGAAAGACCUUUAA